AUGGAUUCCCACGCAGCCCUUGAGCUGCUGGAGUACUUGCGCAUAUGCUAUCCUAUCUUCCUCUUAAUCCUCUUUGUCAUCGCCUUCAUCACGAACACCGUCCUCAUUGCAAAGAAAGCCCGCAAUGAUGAAUCGCAGGGCUUCGGCCCCGGUGGCAGACUUCUCCCCCAACGAUCCCGCAGUGUUCCUUACAAGCCGCGAGAGUUCUCGCGGAACGUCAAACGACUGUUCACCUUCCUCUCCGCAGCCAUCCCUCUCACUUUCGUUGCCGAUGCAACUAUCUAUAUCCUACAUGUCAUGACCGCAAGGUCAGAGAAUUGGUGGCGAGGUCAGCCUGCAGUGAUUUACAUUGUCGGCUCCUUCUUCGUCUACGCAGUGCUGCUCAUGGCACUGUUGGACACAACACCAUCUCCUACAAUCGCCCAAUUUGUGUGUUGGUCCGUCGCCAUCCCCAUUGAAUUGGUGAUUCUGAGCACGUCCCUCUCGAUCUAUACCUCAGUGCACCAUGAGCCAAUUGUUGGAAACCCAGAAGGUGGGCGGCUUCGCAAAGGCAUCACCUUUUGGGAAAUCCUGGAGGUCGGAUCCAUCAGUCUGCGAGUUCUCGUGUUAUUCACACUAGUCGUUCUUUAUGCUUGUCAGAUCAUGAGCUUGAAGAGCCACGAGAAGGCAAACCAGCGGGCCAACGAAGCCACAGAAGCCACAGGACUCCUGGACUCAGGUAGAACCGAAAAUGGCAACGGUAAUGGCCACACCAAUGGCAAUGGAAAUGCAAACGGAGCAAAUGGUCACGGAUAUGGCUCAACAAAUGGAAACGCUCGUCCUGAGGCUCCGAAGCCUGAUCCGUGGGUGCGUCCGACCACUGUUCCUUCCACCAGCUGGUGGGAGUAUCUUGCUGGAUACUCGCUCUUCUUCCCUUACUUGUGGCCAUCCAAGUCUCGCCGGCUGCAAAUCGUCGUCUCAUUCUGCUUCCUCCUGCUCCUGGCCCAGCGAGCCGUCAACGUUUUGGUGCCGCACCAAGUGCAGGUCAUCACCGACUCCCUCGGCAAAAACGAGGGUGAGACCUUCCAAGUGCCAUGGUUCCAAAUAUGCCUUUAUGUGGUAUAUCGGUGGUUGCAGGGAAACCAGGGAUUGCUCAGUUCUCUGCGAUCCAGCCUCUGGAUCCCCGUGAGUCAGUACUCCUACAUGGAGCUCUCAACUGCCGCCUUCGAGCACGUGCAUGGCCUCAGCUUGGACUUCCACCUCGGUAAAAAGACAGGAGAAGUCUUGUCUGCACUGAGCAAGGGCAGUUCCAUCAACACCUUCCUGGAGCAGGUCACCUUCCAGGUCGUACCGAUGCUCGUCGACCUUGUCAUUGCGUUCGUGUACUUCUUAGUUGAAUUCGAUGCCUAUUACGCUUUGGCUGUCGGUAUCUCCACAUUCGGCUAUCUUUAUGUCACAAUUCGGAUGGCCCAAUGGAGAGCUGAAAUUCGCAGGCAAAUGGUGAAUGCUUCAAGACAGGAAGAUGCCGUCAAGAACGACUCGAUGGUUUCAUACGAGACUGUCAAGUAUUUCAAUGCCGAGCAGUAUGAAUUUAACAGGUACCGUGGUGCCGUUGGUGACUACCAAAAGGCUGAAUAUCAUGUUUUGUUUUCCUUGACACUGCUGAAUACUUGUCAAAAUACAGUAUUCAUGAUGGGUCUUUUGGUGAUGUGCUUUAUCUGCGCAUACCAGGUCUCGAUUGGCCAACGCCCCGUGGGAAAGUUCGUGGGGCUCCUUACCUACAUGGUGCAGCUUCAAGGUCCGCUCAACUUCUUCGGUACUUUCUAUCGCUCUAUCCAGUCGGCAUUGAUCAAUGCCGAGCGUCUUUUGGAAUUGUUCCGCGAGCAGCCAACCGUGGUCGAUAAUACUCGUGCUACUCCAUUGGCAAUGUGCAAGGGCGAUAUCAAAUUCGAAGAUGUGGAAUUUGCCUACGAUGCGCGAAAGCCCGCCCUGAAUGGUCUUACAUUCCACUGCCAGCCUGGAACCACAACUGCCCUAGUCGGUGAGUCUGGCGGAGGCAAGUCCACUGUCUUCCGCCUGCUGUUCCGGUUCUACAACUCCGAGAACGGCCGCAUUCGCAUUGAUGGACACGACGUCCAAGAUAUCACCAUUGAUUCGCUUCGCAAGCACAUUGGUGUGGUACCCCAGGACACUGUACUUUUCAACGAGACUUUGAUGUACAACCUGAAGUACGCCAACCAGGAAGCUUCUGAUGAAGAUGUUUACGAGGCCUGUCGUGCCGCCAGCAUCCACGACAAGAUCUUGGCGUUCCCCGACGGCUACAACACCAAGGUCGGAGAACGUGGACUACGACUCAGCGGAGGUGAGAAGCAACGCGUGGCUAUUGCCCGUACGAUAAUAAAAAACCCUCGUGUUAUCCUUCUGGAUGAGGCUACCGCUGCAUUGGAUACGGACACAGAGGAGCAUAUUCAAAGAGCCCUCUCAACACUGUCAAAGGGUCGUACUAUGCUGGUCAUUGCUCACCGUCUCAGCACAAUCACGACGGCAGACCGCAUUUUGGUUCUGUCCGAAGGCCAAGUGGCCGAAAGUGGUACACAUGAAGAGCUUCUGGCCAUGAAAGGCCGAUACGCCAGCAUGUGGCGGAAGCAAAUCCGAGCGCAAAAGGCAGCAGCGGAAGCACAGGUUCUCCAAGAUCGAGCCGAGCGAAUCCGCACUGCAACCACCAGCGAUGACAGCUCGAGCCAAUCUGACGAAGACCGGAAGGUCGGCGCUCGUCGAACCAAUUAA
Messenger RNA from Penicillium brevicompactum, 2766 nucleotides. It is a transcript of the gene hmt1, whose product is annotated as putative vacuolar ABC heavy metal transporter (Hmt1). Gene Ontology annotation, biological process: transmembrane transport. NCBI's taxonomy places the organism in Eukaryota, Fungi, Ascomycota, Eurotiomycetes, Eurotiales, Aspergillaceae. Bases 1 to 2766 code for a protein of 921 amino acids. The transcript has 3 exons. Gene Ontology annotation, molecular function: ATP binding; ATP hydrolysis activity; ABC-type transporter activity. Gene Ontology annotation, cellular component: membrane. The record is from RefSeq and is a predicted model, not a curated record.